AUGACUAAAUUACACUACAAAGUUAAAGAUAUUUCACUUGCCGCUUGGGGUCGUAAGGAAAUUGAAAUUGCCGAAAAUGAAAUGCCAGGUUUAAUGACCUUAAGAAAGAAAUAUGGUCCAGCUCAAAUCUUAAAAGGUGCUCGUAUUGCAGGUUGUUUACACAUGACUAUCCAAACCGCCGUUUUAAUUGAAACUUUAACUGCUCUCGGUGCUCAAGUCCAAUGGUCAUCAUGUAACAUUUUCUCCACUCAAGAUCAAGCCGCCGCUGCCAUCGCUGCCACUGGUGUCCCAGUCUAUGCCUGGAAAGGUGAAACCGAAGAAGAAUACAACUGGUGUGUCGAACAAACCAUUGUUUUCCAAGAUGGUCAACCAUUAAAUAUGAUCUUAGAUGAUGGUGGUGAUUUAACCAACCUCGUCCACGAGAAAUACCCACAAUUCUUAGCUGGUAUCAAAGGUAUCUCUGAAGAAACCACCACUGGUGUCCACAACCUCUACAAAAUGUUCAAAGAAGGUAAAUUAAAGGUCCCAGCCAUCAACGUCAAUGACUCUGUCACCAAAUCCAAAUUCGAUAACUUAUAUGGUUGUCGUGAAUCUUUAAUCGAUGGUAUUAAACGUGCCACCGAUGUUAUGAUUGCCGGUAAAGUUGCCGUCGUCGCUGGUUACGGUGAUGUAGGUAAAGGUUGUGCUCAAUCAUUAUCAAAAAUGGGUGCUCGUGUUUUAGUCACUGAAAUCGAUCCAAUCAAUGCCCUCCAAGCCUGUAUGGAUGGUUACCAAAUCGUCACCAUGGAAACCGCCGCUCCAUUAUCAAACAUUUUCGUCACCACCACCGGUUGUCGUGAUAUCGUCAGAGGUGAACACUUUGCCGUCAUGAAAGAAGAUGCCAUCGUUUGUAACAUUGGUCACUUUGAUUGUGAAAUCGAUGUCGCUUGGUUAAACGCCAACGCCAAAAAAGAUACCGUCAAACCACAAGUUGACCGUUACACCCUUGCCAACGGUGUCCACAUCAUCCUCUUAGCUGAAGGUCGUCUCGUCAAUUUAGGUUGUGGUACUGGUCAUCCAUCUUUUGUUAUGUCAAACUCUUUCUGUAACCAAACUUUAGCUCAAAUCGCCCUCUGGACUAAAACUGAAGAAUACCCAUUAGGUGUCCACUUCUUACCAAAGAUUUUAGAUGAAGAAGUUGCUCGUUUACAUUUAGAUCAAUUAGGUGCUAAAUUAACUACCCUCACUGAAAAACAAUCCGAAUAUUUAUCAGUUCCAGUCGCUGGUCCAUACAAAGUUGAUCACUACAGAUAUUAA
This is a messenger RNA of Dictyostelium discoideum AX4, 1296 nucleotides long. It is a transcript of the gene sahA, whose product is annotated as S-adenosyl-L-homocysteine hydrolase. The transcript has a single exon. Gene Ontology annotation, molecular function: adenosylhomocysteinase activity. The coding region runs from base 1 to 1296 and encodes 431 amino acids. Lineage: Eukaryota; Evosea; Eumycetozoa; Dictyosteliales; Dictyosteliaceae. The record is from RefSeq and is a predicted model, not a curated record.